This is a messenger RNA of Callorhinchus milii (elephant shark), 1612 nucleotides long. RefSeq names its product phosphoprotein membrane anchor with glycosphingolipid microdomains 1 (gene pag1). Gene Ontology annotation, cellular component: plasma membrane; membrane raft. Gene Ontology annotation, biological process: intracellular signal transduction; negative regulation of T cell activation. Lineage: Eukaryota; Metazoa; Chordata; Chondrichthyes; Chimaeriformes; Callorhinchidae. Bases 179 to 1429 code for a protein of 416 amino acids. The transcript is spliced from 6 exons. The record is from RefSeq and is a predicted model, not a curated record.
GAUGUGACAUUAUCUCUGGCACUUGUUCCACCCGGUCAUUUUUCACCAAUAUAACUGUGCAUUGAGAAGUCCAGUGUAUAGGAGGUUUCAAGCAGUGACUGAGUUGGCUGAUUUGGGAACAACUGAAUUCUCCCACCACAGAUGCCAUUGAACCUAGCAAGAGGGCAUCAUUUUCCUAAUGGCUCCAAUUACUGAUGGACUUGUAACAGGGAUCCUUGAUAGUGGACAACACCAAAUGAUUCUCUGGGGUGUCCUGACAGUUGCCUCUGCCUUUCUCUUUUUGUCCCUCCUCACGUUUCUGUGCAGCAGCUGUGACAGACAAAUGAAGUCUCCAGAACAGAAUGGGGAUGACGAGAACCUGAUGAGUGUGCCCUCCGAGAAGGAAACCCAAAGUUAUUCAGUUACAAGUUUUGGGACUGAUCUACCGGCAAAUAGUUGUCAAAAUGGGACCCUCACAAAUGGAGAUGUUCUUUCAGGUGACAGUGCAACUACUGAUGUUCAGCCUUCAGGCGAUGAACUGCCUCCUGAUGUAGCAAAUCAACAAGAUGCAUCUUCUCGGUCCUCAAAGUGCCCUCAGACCAGAGAGCUGCCUCAGAUUCCUGGGAAUGGUUCAGUACAGAACACUGAAUCCACACAAACACCCAAAGGUGAGACGACUCGGGGCGCGUGCGAGACCUACGAAGUUCUAAAGGACAGUACCUCGCAAGACAACAUCAUCGAAGACUCUCUCUACGAAACUGUCAAGGAGCUAAAAGGGGAACGCGGCACUGUAGAAGAGUCCGCAUGCGUGGCCCCCGAAAUUAACAGUCAGUCAGCAAAUGCAAGUGCAGUUGUCUUAACACAAGAUCAAAACGCUGAACUUGCUGAUGGUACACAGACGGUGGAAUACGCGACAGUGGACAAGCAGAACAAGAAUCGUCAGAGCAGUUCAGCGGAGCGGGUGUUGAACUCGCAACAACAGGCUGAAGAGGACCCUCCCCCACUUCCAACAAAGGAUUUGGGUGAGAAUGACUGCACGAAUAAUGAUCAGGAGAGAGCUGAUGCAGAGAUUGCAGCCAUGUACUCCACGGUGAGUAAGCCAGUGCAGUCAUGGAACCAGGCUGACGGGGAUCAAGAAGGUGGCUAUGCCAGCAUUGAUGAGAUGAGAUCUCGAAGACCUACGUCGACGUCAAGUGACCUCUAUGCGUCUGUGGCUGAUUUUGAGAGAGAAUCCGGUGCUGCAGAUCGGAAUGAAGCUGUAGAUGUGAUGAAGGAGGAGACUGAUCCCGGAUAUGAAGCAGUUGGCAAACUGAAGGCUGAUAUGCCAGAGCAGGACAAACCUGCUGAAGAGCAAUCCACAGGGCGUGUACAGGGAGAGAAUGAUUACGAAAGUAUCAGUGAAUUGCAACAAAGACAAAAUGCAGAUAAAUCAGAUAAAUCUGAAGAUUAAUUGUUUAGUAAAACGUUUAGUAAUCCCGGGACAGGAAUUGUCAGCAUUUGUUUUGUAAAUCACACACUUGGCAUUUCAGAGGAAAAGGUUCUUGUACUUGGUAUCAUGCAAAUAGGACAGAGUGUAAGCAUAUAAUAAUGAGAAUAAUCCUUAAUAGUCCUUAUGUUUGAUAUUGGUCUUUCA